AAGGGUGAGUGAACUGCCUCAUUGUUAUUUAUUGCAUUUGACUCUAAUAAUACAUUAAUUAGCCGUUUUACGGGUACAGUGAGUGCAAUAACAUACAUAACAGGUCGUGACAGCCAUGCCGAUGUGAGUAAUAUCAAAGGUGUGGCGCGUUGGUUUGGGGCGUUGUUUCUUAGUGUACCAGUGACGUUUAGUGUUACGAAAAAUAUUCCUACUAUCUCGUCGCAAAAUGACCGAGUACAAGUUAGUGGUGGUAGGGGCUGGUGGCGUCGGUAAAUCCGCAUUGACUAUACAGCUGAUUCAAAAUCAUUUCGUGGAUGAGUACGAUCCAACGAUCGAAGAUUCGUAUAGGAAACAAGUGGUUAUAGACGGGGAGACGUGUCUGUUAGAUAUAUUGGAUACGGCAGGUCAAGAAGAGUACUCCGCUAUGAGGGACCAAUAUAUGCGGACAGGGGAGGGGUUCUUGUUGGUGUUCGCGGUAAAUAGUGCUAAGAGUUUCGAGGACAUUGGAUCAUACAGAGAGCAGAUAAAGCGAGUGAAGGACGCGGAAGAAGUGCCGAUGGUGUUAGUAGGUAACAAGUGCGACCUUCAGGCAUGGGCUGUCGACAUGACGCAAGCGCGAGAGGUGGCGCGAAGUUAUGGUGUACCAUUCGUAGAAACAUCAGCAAAAACCCGUAUGGGCGUAGACGAUGCCUUCUACACUCUAGUCCGGGAGAUCCGCAAGGACAAAGAGAGCCGCGGUAAGAAAUACAGAAGAGGGAACAAACUCGGAUCCCGGCGUACUUUUAAAUGUACACUUAUUUAAAUUAAGAUGCUAAGUUUUAUGGAUAUUUCUAAUUUGACUUCGAUACUUUGGAGUUUCCCUUUUUAUAGCUCCCUUAUCAAAUGUUGAUAAUUUAAAAAUAUUGUAUACGGAGUGGUCUUAUUUAGCUCUGCAUUUGACGUUCUCAUGUCAUAAUGGUGCCAUUUAUUAUUAAGAAAGUUUUUCUUCAUUACACUCAAGAGUAAUUAAUGAAAGUUAUUAAAUUAAUUGCAUUAUCUUUUUUCAAAUGGAUAAAUAAAUAUUUGCCACUUCAAUUUUUAUUUCAAAUGCAGAAUCUAAAUAACACCUAAUUUGUAUAUAACUCAUAAAUAUAUCUUAUUUGAUCUUACAAAGUUAUCCAUCAUUAAUAGAAAAUAUCACAAAUACAUAGCGUAUAAAUAGGUAUUUUAUAAUAAAUUCCAAUUAAAUAUCAACUACCUACAAUGUUUGAUAACUUAGUAAAUCUCAACAAAUGAUAACAUCUACAAUCCAUUUCAGUUUAAAUUGUACAACAUGUUUAAACAAAUGAAUAUAUAAUAAAACCACUUGUCUGGAGUUAAUCUUUAAUACUUAUAUAUAAUUUAUUACAUCGACUCGACAUUGCAGCGACUAUAAUAUAUUUUUCUUCAAGUUAUUCUCUGUCUAAAGAAAUAAUACAUAAGUGUAUUAAUAUCAUUAUAUUUGAAGCACAAUUUACUUGGAUACAUAGCUUAGCAUAGCUGAUAUAUAGACGAGACGGAUUAUUCGAUGAUAAACAUAGAAAAUGAAUUGACCAGUCACAAUAACCACAAAAAAUGAUCAUGUAAAAUUUGAAAGAUAGUUUGUGGCCAAUAACAAUAACUGUCUUUGGUUAUAAUGGCGGGCAACAAUAUUAAUGUGUAGUUAGUAAGUUGCUAGCUAAAUAAAUAGAUCGUGAUAAUAAAAUAAAGCCUGCGUUAGCCGUAUUUCUUUUUUUUUUAAAUACUACACACUUAUUGGCCGCAAUCUCUUUUUCUUUAAUACUUUGAUUACUUUGCCGCCCGUAUUUACUUGAUAGCGGAACUCUCGGUCAAUUCAUUUCUAUGUAUUGGCGCAAUGUAAGUUCCUGAGGGCUGAGUCCGUUGCGUAGAAAUAGUUGAAAUUAUUUUAAAUUUUCUUACUGGUUACCAUCCUCAUUAUAAUAUGUUUAGACAUAUCCCUAAUAUGUUAAGACUACAAAUACUGCUAUCACUUUCUUAUGAGUAGUUUUAACAAGAGAUGUUAACUUUACAGAUUUAUUAUCUAUGUAAGUGGAUAAGUAAUGAAAAUUGUUUUCAACUCGUGUUUGUUUUUAUUUUGUUUACAUUUUGUAUAAAGUAUAUUGAAAUGGAUUAUUAUGUAAAGAUAGUUGAAAGAUUUUUUUUCGCGUAUUUUUAUACUACUUGAAUUUUUAAGAAGAGGGAUACCUACUUUCAAAUUAAUAGUUAUAAGCUUUCGCUAUUCAUUCAUACGUUACUAGAUAGUGAUAUAUCAAUUUAGAAAUGUUAAGUGCUGAUGAGUGCAGAUGUUAUUAGGUGAGUAAAAUAUAUAAGUGAAUAGACUUUAUUUUUAAACGCUUUUUUCUUCAUCUAAAUUUAUAAUAAAUUAUUUGACUAUGAUCAAUUCGUUUGCUAAGAUUCUCAAAAUAUACGUUUGAUCUUAGCAAACUAUAAUGCCACAGUGAUCGCUGCAAUCUGCAAUUUGCAAGAAUUUAUAACCUAAUAAACUAGUUUUUUUUUUUUUUGCUAAGUUUAAUGUUAAACUUUUUAGGUAUCACAUAUAUUGGAUUUACUGAGCCAGAAUUAACUCUAGGAUAUGCAAUUUUUACUCAUUUCUCUUUGUAUAAAACGGGAUUUAAAUCCACAAAAUAGAAAUAGACUAGCACAGAUAAAUAAUACAACCUAACCUAACAACUUCAUUGUGUCUUCACAGUUUUGUUUUAAGUCAAGUAUUUUGAAGAGGCAGGUGCUAAAGCCAUGGUUGUGCGCAAUCUUCUACUAAUAGUUCUCGAUUUCAGUUUACAUAAGAGGCAUCAAUUACAUUAUUUUAAGUCACUGCCUAGAUUUGUCUAUGUUUCGAACUGAUCUCGGAAACUUUGUAUACUUUAGGACAUUUCACACUUUUAAGUGAAUUAUUUAUUGCCAAUAGUUAUCCUAUAUGCGAAUCGCGUCCGUGUAACGAUAUAAAAUUCAAAUGCUUAUCGAUAAUUCACAGCUUACAUAAUAUUACAAAACUGAGUUUGUUACAUUCUCCGAAAUGGCAUGCAAUUAUUUUAUAAAUAUAUAAACCACUGUGUUGCCAUUUUAGAUGUAAUAAUCCGCCGAUGUUUUUUUAUAACAAACAAUAUUAUAUAACCUCAUAUAAAAAGAUUUUCGAAUACAAUGUAACGUAACUCCUUAAAAACAUUAUAAUAUGUAUGUUUCUAUAAUGUCUGUUUUGAAUAAAAAAUAAACGACUAAAUGGACGGUAAAAUACUACCAGCUAUUUUAUAAAUAAAGUAUUUUAUGACUAUCUUAAGAUAUAUCAAAUUCUUAGUAUAUUGCAAGAUAUUCGACGAAGUUUUAAUUCCGUAACAAAUGCACGUGGAGUUCUAUGAACAUGAUAUUGCGUUUCGGAUCAUUAAAAUCUCGAGUUAAUAUCUAGCGCCGCCUUUAUGCAUGUAACAUAGAAUUGUAUAAUGUAGAGGCAAACAGAUGUAUCUUAGUGUAUAAAAAGUGUUACACAAAAUGUAUGAAAUAAAUGUGCCCUGUCUGAACUAGAGGGUGAAAUAUUAACUAACAUCGGUAGAGAAAACAUGUUAAGAGAGUUAAAAUUAACAAUCAAAGGGCGCUAUUUUCAAAUUAUUCUGUUAAUCAUAUUUAAAAAUUACAAUUAAUAAAAGCAAAUUUCUGAUAAUACCCUCUAGCUACAGCGCCUUUUUGGCAAUAUAUGAAAACCUUAUUUUAUAUAUUUCGAUAGACACUUAUAUGAGAUACUUCGCCUUACUUCUACUGUGAGUACAUAUAAUCCUAAUAAACUACUCUUUGAACAAAUAUACAUUAUUCCUGAAUAGAUAUUAAUUAUAAAUUUUUAGUCAAUAUUAAUAAUAUGUAAUUAAUAGUUGUUCAGAAAUAAUUCAAAAUUGUUAAUAUAAGCAAAAAAUGAUGCAACAUAUGCUAGCUUCUCAUAUCGAAAAUUAUUGAAACGAUGUUUAAAAAUUAAAAAUGCAUUGAUAAUAUUUUAUAUUUUCUUAAUGUUUGUAAGUUGUUGAAUGUUUUCUAUAAGACUAGAAACCUAUACUGUGGACGGACUAGCAGCCACGAUAGUGUUAUGUAGAUAUCCUUGUCCCAUUUUAGUAUACUACAAAUGUCGUAGGGUUUUUGUCAGUUAGUAAUGUUCAAAAUUAAUGGAUUUCUUGAUAAUUUCACUAAGUAAAGUUAACAAAAUAUAAAAUAGUACAAAAAUAAAAAAUGUCCAGUAAUAUAUUAUCUGUCAUUAAUAUUAAUGUCACAGAAAGCGUUUGUUUUAAUUUUUUUUAGUAUGGUUUUGAAACGGCUGACAUAUUUUCAUUCAAUUCCAGACAAUAACCCUGCGACAUGAUUAUAAAACACUUAACGAUUAAUCAAAAUCAAAGCUCGACUAAAGUUGUUUUUAAUAAUUCCUUUUCUACGACUCACGCUAAGAACAAGGCAAAAAUUGUAGCUAUGGUCUGAAGUGAGUGAAUGAUUUUUUUUUUGUAAAUUGAAUGAAUUUAAAAUAUGUUUUUCCGUUAUACAUAGUAACAGUUUCAUUAUAUCUUAUAAAUAUCAAAGUAAGGAAAUGAGCUAUCAAAAUCAUUUGUACAAUAAAAGCGCACAGCCUUAUGUACUAUUGACCUUAUACCCCGUUUUGCCAACUCUAUAAAAUUGUUAAUAACUUUAAAUAUAGUUAGAUUUUUUUUUAAAUUAAUCACUAUAUUUUGAAUGGAAUUUAAUUUUUAUUAUAGAAAAUAAGAUUAAUUAUUUCAUCGGUGACUUUAUCACCUUACAAAUACGUAUAGUCACAUAGAAAAUAGGUACAAUGAAAACAAACGAAUUUUUAUACAAACAUUUAAUUUUAUGAUUUGACAGUUUUGUUUAGGUUUAAGUUAUAAUAAUUAUUGUGUACCUUAGUUUAGAAAUGUGUUACAUUAAAUCAUUUAGAAGCAAGCUGCCAAUGGUAAGACGCCUGAGAAUUUUUGCCAUGGAAAGAUGUAAACGGUUUUAUGUGAUUAUUUUUUAUAGUUUUGUUAAGAUGAUUUAUAUGCAAUCUGUACAACAAUAAAUAUUAUAUUUUUCUUUAUAUGUCAUCUAUUCCAAUUAAAAUCAUCAGGUCUGAUGCUACUGCACAAUUGUUUGAAAUAGUAGGUAAUUUAAUUGAAUAUCUAUCUGUAAAAACAGCACAACAGUCGUAUGUGCUAAUCGACAUAAAUAAAAUUGGCAAAAAUGACUCGUUUUUUUAUUAUAUUCGACAUCUAAUUUAAUUCUUUCGCAUAUAACUCAAUUCCCUUUAUAAUUGUUUUUAUAUUAUUUCAAAAGUAAAGAAACAUUCUUAAGCCAAA
Vanessa atalanta (red admiral) is the source of this 5354-nucleotide messenger RNA. It is a transcript of the gene Ras85D, whose product is annotated as GTPase HRas. Gene Ontology annotation, biological process: Ras protein signal transduction; epidermal growth factor receptor signaling pathway. Gene Ontology annotation, cellular component: plasma membrane. The coding region runs from base 227 to 802 and encodes 191 amino acids. NCBI's taxonomy places the organism in Eukaryota, Metazoa, Arthropoda, Insecta, Lepidoptera, Nymphalidae. The record is from RefSeq and is a predicted model, not a curated record. Gene Ontology annotation, molecular function: GTPase activity; GTP binding; GDP binding. The transcript is spliced from 2 exons.